This is a messenger RNA of Ascoidea rubescens DSM 1968, 252 nucleotides long. RefSeq lists its product as uncharacterized. The transcript has a single exon. NCBI's taxonomy places the organism in Eukaryota, Fungi, Ascomycota, Saccharomycetes, Ascoideales, Ascoideaceae. The coding region runs from base 1 to 252 and encodes 83 amino acids. The record is from RefSeq and is a predicted model, not a curated record.
AUGGAGAUAAAUCCACCCAGAUCAGUUCUCAAAGCAUAUCAAGCUGUAGGUGGAACGAUGAUGGAUGCAACAGCAACAAUUUGCUCUCAAUCUCCAGAUGGAUUGCUUGUGGGUUGUUUCUGCUGUAUCUCCUGGUGGUUUAUUGCUGGGGGGCGUUUGGCUUUUGGCUUUAUGGUUUUUGUUUUGGCUUCAAAGGCCUUUGAUGAACAGUUGACUCUCAUUCUCUCAUGUCCAGGCAGUGGCCACAAAUAA